CGGGUUUGUGUGACCAGGGAGUGCUCAACUGGGACUUCGGCGUCUCCUCUGAUUCAUUUCUUUAAAAGUGCAACGUGAAGCGGUUGGUCAACAGGAGCAAUGUCUUACGAACUCAGACAUGUGUUUGCCAGUCUCCCGCAGAUGGAAAGGGGGGUGACCAAAGUGAUUAGCGGUGAUCCCAAAGGCAACAACUUCCUCUAUACCAACGGAAAGUGUGUCAUCAUCCGGAACAUUAAUAACCCAGCCAUAGCAGACAUUUAUACUGAACAUGCCCAUCCAGUUACUGUUGCAAAGUAUGCCCCCAGUGGAUUCUACAUUGCAUCUGGAGAUACAACAGGAAAGCUUCGUAUUUGGGACACCACACAGAAGGAGCACCUACUGAAGUACGAGUACACCCCAUUAUCAGGCAAGGUCAAGGACAUUGCAUGGACUGAAGACAGCAAGAGGAUUGCUGUUGUUGGAGAGGGUCGAGAGAAGUUCGGCUCUGUGUUCCUGUGGGACACUGGUUCUUCAGUAGGAAGUGUUUCUGGCCACUCCAAAUUAAUCAACAGCGUAGACAUUCGUCAUCAACGUCCCUACCGGAUGGUCACUGGCAGCGAUGACAACAAUGGUUCUUUCUACGAGGGGCCUCCCUUCAAGUUCAAGUUUACAAUACGUGAUCACAACCAGUUUGUCAACUACGUUCGUUUCUCUCCGGAUGGAAGUCACUUUGCCACAGCUGGUGCUGACGGCCAGGUUUUGGUCUUUGAUGGAGGUAAUGGUGAGCGUGUCUGCUGCCUGGGAGGAGAAAAGGCUCACAAAGGAGGAGUAUAUGCUCUAAGCUGGAGCCCGGACAGCUCCCAGCUGAUUUCUGCCUCAGGGGACAAGACCGUCAAGCUCUGGGAUGUUGGUGCUGGUACUGUGGUCACCACCUUCAACAUGGGCACUGACGUAAUGGAUCAGCAGCUGGGCUGUCUGUGGCAGAACGAGCACCUCCUCAGCAUCUCUCUGUCAGGCUUCAUUAACUACUUGGACAAGAACAAUCCUGACCGGCCCAUACGCACCAUCAAGGGUCACACCAAAUCCAUCCAGUGUGUGACUGUUCACAGAAGUGAUGGGCGACCAUACAUCUACACGGGGAGUCAUGAUGGACACAUCAAUUACUGGGAUGCAGAAACUGGGGAGAAUGAUUGUUUCUCAGGGAAGGGCCACACCAACCAGGUGAGCAAAAUGGUGGUCAAUGAUGCUGAAGAGGUGGUGACAUGCAGCAUGGAUGACACGGCACGCUACACCAAUCUCAACAAGAAGGAUUACAGUGCCUCUGAUGUGGUGAAAAUGGCUUUCCAGCCUAAAAGCAUCUCAACGGCUGCAGGGGGCCUGACACUGGUUGUGUGCAUUGAGCAGGUCGUCUUACUGAAGGACAAACGAAAUGUCUUCACACUGGAAAACCUUAGCUAUGAACCUGAAGUUGGAGUUCUCGACCCUUCAGGAAACAUUGCUGCCGUGGGUGGAGCAGAUGGUACAAUUCAUCUGUACUCUGUCCAAGGCAAUACACUGAAGGAUGAGGGAAAAACCAUCCAGGCGAAAGGGGCCAUCACAGACAUGGCUUACUCUAAUGAUGGUGCCUACUUGGCUGUCAUAGAUGACAAGAAAGUUGCCACAGCCUUUAGUGUGGCAGAUGACUACUCCGUCAAAAAUGAGUUUUAUGGACACCAUGCAAGACCAGUUACCUUAGCCUGGUCACCUGAUAAUGAGCACUUUGCAACCGGUGGGAUGGACAUGAUGGUUUAUAUUUGGACAGUUGGUGAUGCAGAUAAGCGGCUGAAGCUUCCAGACUGUCACAAGUUGCACCACGUUAGCGGCCUGUCAUGGAUUGAUGAAAAUAAUCUGGUCACCACUUCCCACGAUGCCAGCGUCAAGCAAUGGACUAUUACAUACUGAGAUGCAUGCUGACAAACACCCAAGUCCCCACGGACAAGGACUGCUGUAGAGUUCAAUCCCACCCACCCACCAAUCUAGUUGGUGUCUUUUUAAACCUGUAAACAUUUAAAUCAAAAAUGGUUAUGGUAUAAAGAAAAAAAACAACUAAAAAUGAAAAGAUUUCAAAAGAUUUGUCCUUGUAAAAUUGAGCGCAACAUCCAGAGUGUAUUUGACAUCUCAUUAAGUGUAUGGACACUGCUCAACAUUCCAUAAGUAAUGCCACUCGUUUGUAGUUGGCCUCAGUGCAUCGUAAUUUGAUGGAUAAAGUGUUGUUUUAACACUAAUAUUAUGUUAAAACACAUUUUAAUCUUUUGGUUACAUUCCUGAAAUAAAAUGUGACAGGCAUGGUUGCCUGUCACAUUUGAAAAGGGAUGGGAGACCAGUGGAUGGGUGCAGCUUUUUACUUUCUAGGGUCACUUUUUGCUCUUCCUAUCACUUCUUGGACUAGGGAGCAAUUAUAGCAACUGAAAAAAAGUAUACAGUCAUGAUUCAGUCCAUUCAUUCAAAGAUCGUGUUUUUUGGGGGCCCACUAGUCACACUAGUUUCAUGUCUUGUCUCUAUGCAUUUGUUAAUAAUAUUGCUAAAAAUAAAAUAAUUUUGCAUUUUUUCUUCCCAAAUUUCA
This is a messenger RNA of Phycodurus eques (leafy seadragon), 2581 nucleotides long. RefSeq names its product WD repeat domain 1 (gene wdr1). The record is from RefSeq and is a predicted model, not a curated record. The coding region runs from base 100 to 1920 and encodes 606 amino acids. The transcript is spliced from 15 exons. Gene Ontology annotation, molecular function: actin filament binding. Lineage: Eukaryota; Metazoa; Chordata; Actinopteri; Syngnathiformes; Syngnathidae. Gene Ontology annotation, cellular component: cortical actin cytoskeleton. Gene Ontology annotation, biological process: sarcomere organization; actin filament depolymerization; positive regulation of actin filament depolymerization.